Molecule: messenger RNA, 1167 nt
Organism: Caenorhabditis bovis
Lineage: Eukaryota; Metazoa; Nematoda; Chromadorea; Rhabditida; Rhabditidae
Source: the annotation of a GenBank genome assembly
AUGGAGCGCGUUUGCCCAAUCCAGCUCAUAUACGGAUUUUCGCUGGCGAUCCCUCGUCCCGACCGCCCAUUUCCAUUGUUCAUUGAAUUGGUGAUGAAAGUGAAAUCGGUGCUCGGCGAGCUGCAAAUCGUCGUUGAGCGACAUUCGGAUGUAUUGAGAAAUAAUGCUCUGCCUUUUCGGUUUUGCAUUACCUUGAGAAUUAUUGGAUUCAUUUUAUCGUAUAUUCACCUGGCUCGCGUCCUUUUAUGGCUUCACCCAUUCCAGCUAGUGGCGAUGGAGCCAUGGAGAAUUAUAACCGGCGCAUUCUGUGGCCACAACGUUCUCGACCUCGCAUGGACCAUCUGGAGUCUUCAUCUCGGCACAAAUCUUCUCAGACAAAACAAUUCCAAUGAAUCGCUAUUGAAAAUCUAUGCGAUUACUCAAGGAAUGACAACCUUGCUAGUUAUAAUCAUUUCUUAUUUGCUAUACGUUUUCUUCGACUACAUUCGUCUAUUCUAUGUUGAGCCUUUAAUUGGUCUCGUACCGGUCAACGCUGCUGUUUUAGUUUUAAUGAAGCAGUUUCUCCCGGAUUCCAUUGUAUUCAGCACCCCGUUUGGACGAGUCAAAUACACACAUCUUCCAUUUUUCGCCAUCUGCGUCACAUUCAUUUUAGCGCUCACCAAAUUCACCUAUUUUACCACAUUUUUCCAAACGCUCAUCGCUGUUCAAGUCUGCUGGACGUAUUUGCGAUUCUACAAUCCGCACGAGACUGAUGAAAUCUAUGGGGAUGGCAGUGAGCAUUUUACAUGGGCCAGCUUGUUUCCAUCAAGAACUCAGCCGAUUUUCACAUUGAUUGGACGUGUGUGCUUCAGAAGUCUCGCUAGAUUAGGAGUUUGCAAGCGUCAGGUUCGUCAUGUCGACUUGAAUUCACUUCAAUCGGUUGCUGUCGGAAUCAAUUUGCCGGCGAUUGAGCAUUCAGCGAAGGACGCGGAAAGAAGAAGACAAAAGGCUUUAAGAGAGCUCAACGAUCGAUUGAAUAAGACGAGAAAGGCGGAAAAUCGAAACUAUGGAAUCUGGGAGGAUGACGAUGACGAGGAGGCGUCGCCUUCGAAACCUGAAGAAGUCACCGCUUCUUCCUCGCAAGUUCAUUCGCCAAAGACGGGAAAUGACGAUGAAAGCCUUGCCUAA